AUGACGGUCGCUACACAGCUGCAGCCUCCUACCUCUUCAUCUUCUUCAACAAUAGCCAAUGCAACCGACGUCGAGUCACAGCAGAUAAAUGCCGAGACCUCACACUUCAAUCUUAUUCUUGACCAAGCCGGCCUUACUGACGCUGUUCUUAACCACAACUACCCUGGUCAUGGAACAGAAGACUCACCAUAUCUUGUUGAGUUCCUUCCCAACGACAAUCGAAAUGCAUUGAACUUCUCACCGUCAAAGAAGUGGCUUAUUACAAUCUUGCAGGCCAUAGCAACAUUGGCCGUUACCUUCGCCAGUACGGCAUACUCUGGAGGCCUUUCAUCCAUCUUGAUGCACUUCCACGUCUCAACCGAAGUUGCUAUACUUGGUGUUUCCAUGUUCGUCCUUGGUUUUGCUGUUGGACCCCUGAUGUGGGCACCUCUUUCAGAGCUCUAUGGCCGACAAAUCCCAUUCUUUGUCUCUUUUAUGGCCUUGACCGCAUUCAAUGCAGGUGCGGCAGGUGCCCCGACCAUAGCGGCCUUGAUAGUCCUUCGUUUCUUUGCAGGCUCUUUUGGAUCAUCGCCAUUGAGCAACGCGGGCGGUGUUAUUGCUGACAUGUUCGAAGCUCGAGAUCGAGGACUCGCUACCGCUCUCUUUGCCGUGGCCCCUUUCCUGGGCCCUACUAUUGGCUCUCGGUAUCGCGAAGAAGACGCUGACUAUUCCAAAACAGGCCCCAUUGCUGGCGGGUUUCUUGGCGAGAGCGAAGGCUGGCGCUGGGUGAUGGGAAUGACCUCAAUCUUCACCGGUGUUGUAUGGAUCGUUAACUCACUGGUGAUACCUGAAACCUAUGCCCCCUAUCUCUUGCGUCGCCGAGCAGCCGUCCUUUCCAAAAGGACGGGGAAGAUUUAUAUCUCCAAGUUGGAUGUUGGUCGUCCUCACACUACUAUUACCACACAAUUCAAGACUGCGAUACUUCGCCCCUGGGUCCUGCUAAUUAAAGAACCCAUUGUUCUACUAACCUCACUGUAUAUGGCCAUCAUCUAUGGAACACUAUACCUCUGCUUUGCUGCCUUCCCAAUCGUCUUUCAGCAAGGUCGCGGAUGGAGUCCAGGAAUCGGAGGGCUUGCUUUCUCUGGCAUCGCUGUGGGAAUGCUAUUUGCAGUUACUGGGACUAUCUUGGACAAUAAACGAUACGCCCGGGCUGCGGAAGCCGCAGGCGGUCAUGCACUUCCUGAAGCUAGGCUGCCCCCUUCACUUAUCGGCUCAAUACUUAUUCCAGUCGGCCUCUUCUGGUUUGCCUGGACAAAUGGCAAAGAUGUGCAUUGGAUCGUGUCUAUCAUAGGCUCAGCGUUUUUCGCUUGCGGCUUGGUUUCAGUUUUUCUUUCACUUCUAAAUUACCUCGUCGAUUCAUGUGAGUCUUCUUGCAGCAAUGCUUCUCGUGUCUUUCAGCCCAUCCGAGGUUUUCUAACUAAAUCAGAUGUCAUCUUUGCUGCUUCAGUAUUAGCUGCAAACUCGAUCCUGCGUUCCCUCUUUGGCGCUGCCUUUCCCCUCUUCACGACAUAUAUGUACAAAAACCUCGGAACUCAUUGGGCCAGUUCGAUUCCUGCCUUCCUGGCUGUCGCUUGUGUUCCGUUCCCAUUCUUGUUCUACAAAUACGGGGAAACCAUCCGUAUGAAGUGCGAGUACGCUACAGAGGCUGCCAACGUCCUUCAAAAGAUGCGCACGAAGCACGAGGUGAUCACGGAGGAUCAGGCGGCUCAGGAGGUUCAUCAGGCCGAGUUGGAGCGACGGGCGAGCAAUGCUCUUCGCCGCAGCUUAACAAAGACUCACACAAGCAAGUCUAUUCAAUGA
This is a messenger RNA of Fusarium tjaetaba, 1839 nucleotides long. RefSeq names its product multidrug resistance. The transcript is spliced from 3 exons. The record is from RefSeq and is a predicted model, not a curated record. Gene Ontology annotation, biological process: transmembrane transport. The coding region runs from base 1 to 1839 and encodes 612 amino acids. Lineage: Eukaryota; Fungi; Ascomycota; Sordariomycetes; Hypocreales; Nectriaceae. Gene Ontology annotation, molecular function: transmembrane transporter activity.